GACUACGGUUCCCAUCGAGCCCCGCGAAUCUCGGCACAGUCCUCCAAGGUCGCGGACCUCCGGGAACGCAGAGGGGGCGGAAUUUGCCAGGGAAGGGAAGGCGCUUCGGCCUGCGCCUGCGCACUACGAGUUUCGCCCCUCCACCCUUGGGUUUGUUAUUGUUGUGAGGGUCAGCUGUCUAUGCCCCGCCCCCACCGGCGCAUCCUCGACCAAUAAAUGUGGAGAUAGUUUUGAAGGACAAGCCAUAGGAGCCAAUCGCCUCGAGAAGAACUCAGAGGCAACAAGGGACUGGGCCCCGUCUCUCUCCGCCAUGUUAGAUGCGCCCCGCAGGGGUAGCCGUUGAGCUGGCUGCGGACGGUCUGUACUCUGGCCUGCGGCAGGCGCCCCCACGGGGCGGGAAGCGGCCCCACAGCAUGGACCCGCAGGUCACUCUGAACGUCACUUUCAGAAACGAGACACAAAGCUUUCUGGUGUCCGACCCAGAAAACACGACUUGGGCUGACGUUGAAGCUAUGGUGAAAGUAUCUUUUGAUCUGAACACUAUUCAAAUAAAAUACCUGGAUGAGGAGAAUGAAGAGAUAUCCAUCAACAGUCAAGGAGAAUAUGAAGAAGCACUUAAGAUGGCGGGGAAGCAGGGACACCAGCUUCAGAUGCAAGUCCACGCAGGGCACCCCACGGCCGCCGAAGCCCCAACCCUGGUGGGAGCAGAGAGACACAGCGCUUCCAGGCCGGGCAAGAAGCCGCUUGCACACUACUCCGCCCUGGUGAGAGUCGUGGGGCCAGAGCUGAGGAGCCCGGAGACACCAGCAGCCCAGCCAUUUCCACUUGCUCGGGGUGACCCGGACCACGCUCAGGACAGGCCUCCAGACUGGUUCACGAGCUACCUGGAGACCUUCAGAGAGCAGGUGGUCAAGGAAACAGUGGAGAAGCUGGAACAGAAGUUGCACGAGAAGCUCGUCCUCCAGAACCCGUCCUUGGGCUCCUGUGCCUCCGACGCCUCCAUGCCUGCUGCGGAGGAAGCCUUGUUCUUACCUGAAAAUCUCUUCAGCUGGCACAUUGCUUGCAGCAGCUGCCACAGGAGGAUUGUGGGCGUGCGCUACCAGUGCAGCCUGUGCACGUCGUACAACAUCUGUGAGGACUGCGAGGCGGGCCCUUAUGCCCACGACGCCAGCCACGUGCUGCUCAAGCUGCGGAGGCCGGUUCUGAGUGCCUCGGAGCCGCCUUCCCACCCGAAGCCAGCUGCGCCUCGGCUCCCUACUGCCCUGGAGCAAGUCAGGCUCCAGAGACAGGUCGAUAAGAACUUUCUUAAAGCAGAAAAGCAGAGACUGCGAGCUGAGAAGAAACAGCGGAAAGCAGAAGUCAAGGAACUUAAAAAGCAGCUUAAACUGCACAGGAAGAUUCAUCUGUGGAACUCAAUCCAUGGACUUCAGAGCCCCAAGAGCCCUCUGGGCCGGCCCGAGAGCCUGCUGCAGCCCAGCACCCUGCGCUUCCCCUCACGGCCCAGUGCUCCGGUGCUGCCAACCUUUAGCGCGGCCUUCGUGGACGAGAACCUGCCGGACGGGACUCACCUGCAGCCGGGAACCAGGUUCCUCAAGCACUGGAGGAUGAAGAACACGGGCAACGUCAACUGGAGUGCGGACACCAAGCUCAAGUUCAUGUGGGGGAACCUGACGCUGGCGUCUGCUGAGAGGAAGGACGUCUUGGUCCCCUUCCUGAAGGCCGGCCACGUGGGCGUGGUGUCCGUGGAGUUCAUUGCACCAGCCCUGGAGGGGACCUACACAUCCCACUGGCGCCUGGCUCAGAACGGCCAGCAGUUCGGGCCCCGGGUCUGGUGCAGCAUCGUGGUGGACCCAUCCGCCCCCGCAGAGCACCCUGGUGACACCGAUGGUGUGAGCGGCUCUGGCGAGGAGGCCGGCCUCAGCUGCCCGCAGGAGGAGACCUUUCUCCUGGCUGAAGAAGAAACCCCACGGGGUGAAGCAGCUAAACGGACAGAAGGGACAGGGGCCUGUGCGCCGCAGAAGGCAGGCGCAGCCAGCGAGCGGGAGCUCUACAUCCCGUCUGUGGACCUCCUGACUGCGCAGGACCUGCUGUCCUUCGAGCUGUUGGACAUAAACAUCGUCCAGGAGCUGGAGCGGGUGCCGCACAACACGCCCGUGGAUACCACUCCCUGCAUGUCUCCUCUGCCGCAUGACAGUCAGGUCCUGGAGAAGCCGGGCUUGGGCCAGAUCCGGGAGGAGAGCGAGGGAGCGGGGCGAGAAGCACUUGCGGAGGCCACAGCUCCAGGAAAGAGGAAGGCUGAGAAUGUCACCACGGCGGAGGACGCAGAGGAAGACCUGAGCGGAACCCAGUUUGUGUGUGAGACCGUCAUCCGCUCCCUCACCCUGGACGCUGCCCCGGACCACAACCCGCCCAGCAGACUGAAGGCCCCUCGGCUGAACUUCCCCUCGACUCCGGAUGGACCCCUGGGAGACGAGAAGGAGGACCUUACCCAUCUCUCUGAGGACGGAGUUGAGGACGAGGAGGAGCUCGGGGAUGAGGUGCAGAGCCAGUCGUCUGCCUCCUCGGAGGACUACAUCAUCAUCCUUCCCGAGUGCUUUGACACCAGCCGCCCGCUUGCAGACUCCAUGUACAGCUCCGCGCUCUCGCAGCCAGGCCCGGGCCGAGGGGCAGAUGGCGAGCCGGGGCUGGAGGCCGGGCGGGAGCCCACGGGGACCGGGACCAGAACCGGAAGUGGGGCACAACUCCCUGCAGGGGAGAGCCCGCCGCAGGAGCUCGGCCUCAGCGACGUCCUGGAGACCUCACAGGCUCGGGAGGUGCUGCCCCCGGGCCCCGAGGUGCUGGGGCUUCUGCCAGCGCCACCCAGGCACUCUACAUGUGCACAGUACGGCUCCCCGGGAGCAGACAUCCUGGUCACCUCACCAGAAGCUUCUGCUGUCCCCGGGCAGAUGCGAGCAGAGCCCGGGGGCUGCCCAGGACUGGCAAACAGCAGACAGAAGAGCUGGGACCACUCAAGGCCUCCCCACGGGAGCAGCAUCGCGGGAGGGCUGGUGAAGGGCGCCCUGUCCGUCGCCGCUUCUGCGUACAAGGCCCUGUUUUCGGGCCCCCCGGUGACUGCACAGCCCGUGGUUUCUGAGCAGCAGACGGCAGCGCUGAUGGCUCACCUCUUCGAAAUGGGCUUCUGCGACCGGCAGCUGAACCUCAGGCUGCUGAAGAAGCACAACUGCAACAUCCUGCAGGUGGUGACCGAGCUCCUGCAGCUCAGCGACAACGACUGGUACAGCCAGCGCUACUGAGCGGCGGCCGCCUGACCGUGCCCGCCGCCCUGUCCCGGGGCGCGGGGUGGAGGCCCUUGUUUGUUUUUUAAUCUGAUGAAUCUCUAGAGCCCUUCAUUGAAAUUUCAAGACAGUAUCUGUUACAGUAUUUUUUGAAGCAAAUCAAAGACCAACACUUGACUGGGAGUCAGACGAGCAGUGGGAGACAGCUGUUCGGUGAAUUUGGAGGACCUGCCCAUGCCCUAGUGCGUUGAGGAGGGCACCCCUUUCUUUUUCUGCUUGUACUGAGGUUGAGUAUUUUCCGUCGGUUCACGUGGAUGUUUUUAAUGGAGAUACCUGUUGUCAGUCUUCACAAGAGAGUAACCUUGGAGUUUGUUUCCACGCGUUCCCGACUGCUGUGACCAGCCCUGCGCCUCCCAACCCCGUGCUGCUGAAAGGCGCAGCGCGGCUCGCGGCCCGCCCCCCGGACCGCCCCCCGGACGGCGCCUUCCUCCAGCUGCGGGCGGCCCUGCGGCCCUGCAGGGGUCGGCGCUGCGUCCCUGGGGCCCUGCUGAGAGGUGCCAGGGCGGUGAUCCUGAAUAUUUUGUUCUUUUAUUUAAGAAGAAAGCUUAGGUAGUGUGAACCAUUUUGCAAGUCCUAUAGAGAACGCAAAGCCCACCUAUUACUUAAAGGGAGAAGUCAAUUUAAUAGUUAACUGCUUUUCUCAAUGUCGGGGAGGCCCUGCUACCCAGUAGAGCGGGCAGUAGGCGGAUCUGAGCGGACCUCGGCGGCCGGGCAGGGCGAGGGGCUGGGGCUGGGGCUGGCGCAGGAGGGCGAGCGAGCUCCGGCGGGCACCUGGCGCGGGGGUGGCGGCGAAGGGUCCCGGAGGAGGGCUUGGGGAAAGGCAGGCGGCGGCAGAGCAAUGUUCCGCCCGGUAGGCGCGCGGAGCGGCCGUCUAGCUGUGAUCAUUUACAGUGUGACUCCACGGCCACCAAGCGAGCGGGGCUCGGGCUCCUCCAGAGCGCUGCUGCGGGGCUUCGCGCCCCUCACGGUGUAAAGAAAGCGAAAUAAACGUUCUUUGAACCGCU
Molecule: messenger RNA, 4339 nt
Organism: Chinchilla lanigera (long-tailed chinchilla)
Lineage: Eukaryota; Metazoa; Chordata; Mammalia; Rodentia; Chinchillidae
Gene: Nbr1
Product: neighbor of BRCA1 gene 1
Exons: 21
Coding region: 318-3293 (991 amino acids)
Biological process (GO): macroautophagy
Cellular component (GO): phagophore assembly site
Molecular function (GO): zinc ion binding; ubiquitin binding
Source: RefSeq, a predicted model, not a curated record